This is a messenger RNA of Vanessa tameamea, 864 nucleotides long. It is a transcript of the gene GSTt1, whose product is annotated as glutathione S-transferase theta-1-like. The record is from RefSeq and is a predicted model, not a curated record. Bases 172 to 858 code for a protein of 228 amino acids. Gene Ontology annotation, biological process: glutathione metabolic process. The transcript is spliced from 5 exons. Gene Ontology annotation, cellular component: cytoplasm. Gene Ontology annotation, molecular function: glutathione transferase activity. NCBI's taxonomy places the organism in Eukaryota, Metazoa, Arthropoda, Insecta, Lepidoptera, Nymphalidae.
UACAUACUAUAAUUAUGUCGGACAGAUCUUCUGUAGAAAAUUGAUAUACUUAAGUCUCAGUAUAUAAUAAUUAUAAUUGAACUUUGGACUUAUUAGUUUCAGACUAGGAGUAAUGUCGACUAGGUUGUAAACAAACAAAAAUUUUACUUGGAAAGCAGAAUAGAAAUUAAAAUGUCACUUAAACUAUAUUAUAAUUUAAUGUCUCAACCAUCAAGAGCCUUGUAUAUAUUGCUUAAAACUGCAAAGUGCAAUUUUGAACCAAAAGUACUUAAUUUGACCAAAGGAGAACAUUUUUCAGAAGAAUAUACAGCAAUUAAUAGAUUUCAGAAAGUACCUGUAAUUGAUCAUGAUGGGUUUAUAUUGAGUGAAAGUGUGGCAAUUAUUAAAUAUUUAGCUCGAGAAAAUUUGAUACCAGAGAGUUUAUACCCAAAAGAAAGUAAAUUGCAAGCUCGCGUUGACGAGUUCUUGGAAUGGCAACAUAUUGAAUUGAGACUUCACUGUGCUAUGUAUUUUAGAACAAAGUAUAUGAAUCCAAUUUUGUUUGGUACAAAAUAUGAUGCAAAAACACUUGAGGGUUACACGCACAGGAUGGAGUCAGCAUUGGAGAAGUUUGAAACACAUUGGCUGAAUAAUGGGACUGAAUAUAUAGCUGGCGAUUCUAUCACAGUGGCAGAUCUGCUGGCAGUCUGUGAAAUAGAGCAACCAAGAAUGGCUGGCUACAAUCCGGCAGAUCAUUUUGAGGGUAUUUCUAAAUGGUCUAAGAAGGUUCAAGAGUAUUUCAACCCUCACUAUGAUGAAGCACAUGUUAUUUUGAAUAAAAUUGUUAACAAACAAGCCAAAUCAGCGGCUAAGCUAUAGAACAUA